Molecule: messenger RNA, 2496 nt
Organism: Acipenser ruthenus (sterlet)
Lineage: Eukaryota; Metazoa; Chordata; Actinopteri; Acipenseriformes; Acipenseridae
Product: methyltransferase-like protein 25B
Exons: 10
Coding region: 158-1798 (546 amino acids)
Source: RefSeq, a predicted model, not a curated record
CCAUUUCAACGCUGUACAUUUAAUUUAGUUAUUAUAUAUAUAUAUAUAUAUAUGUCGGAUAACCAGUUUGCUUGAUGCUUGAUGCGAGUUUAUUUUAUUUUAAUUAUUAUUUAUUUUUUUUACGAUUUGAAAUUAAACCCGUGGCAGCGUCAGUCACAUGGCUAAUCCAGGCAUAGUAUUUGGUUCUCUGCGUCUCUCCGUGGAGCAACAAAAGCAUAUGGCUGCCAAGCUCUGCUGUUUUCUCUCGACCUACAGACACAUCAUUGACUCCCACAUUAUAGAGUUUUUUAGCGACAGCUUGUGGGAGACGCUGCCCCCUGGCUGGCAGGAGGCUCUGUGCGAACUCUCUGGCCCGCAGCUGGCAGACCUGCUUCUAGACAGCGCCCCCGGAGGUGGGAGGAGCUACCCGUCUGUGUGGCCUCUCUCCCUCUUGGCUUUCAAAGCGGCCGCGCGCGCCCUGGCCUUUCCCAGAAUGCCCCGCGGCGGGGCGGCACAGGAAACAGGAAGUGGGAAGUCGAAGGAGUUCUGGGAGAACAGCUGCCGGAGUUCCACGCUGAAACACGUCUUCCGAAAACACGUCAAGCCCAAAAAACAGCACGAGGUUCGCAAGCUGGGGGCACUGGUGAAGAGAAUGUGUGACCUCACCAGCUGUCAGAACGUCGUGGAUGUUGGAUCAGGGCAGGGUCACCUGACUCGGUUCCUCUCAUUGGGUCUCGGGCUGUCCGUCACCGGGGUGGAGGCUAACCCCGCCCUCGUUUCCAUGGCUACCAAGUUGGACAGGGAGCUGCGGAGUGUCGCUCUGAAGGAGAGGGCGAGGGCGGGAGCCAAGACGGGUGUGGCUCCAGACGGCCCCUGUGACCCCCUCCCCAGGCACGUGGCGGGCUGGGUCAACCCCGGGGCAUCCUGGGAGGAGUUUGUGACUCUACUGCAGCAGCCAAUGGGAAUCUCCGAUAGCCGGGACGGCCCACCAGAGUCUCACGGAACCAACAGCCAGGAAGGUUUCGUCCUGACCGGGCUCCAUGCUUGUGGAGAUUUAAGUGCCACCCUCCUGCGCCACUUUGCCCGCUGCCCCCAGGCCGUGGCCAUCACAUCGGUGGCCUGCUGUUACAUGAAGCUCACCACCCUCUCAAACCCCGCCCCUCCGGGGCUCCAGGCUCCUCCCCUUCCCCGCCCAGGGGGAGGAGACUGCGCUGAAGGGGCGGGGCCAGUCUUUGGAUACCCGAUGAGCUCCUGGGUCCAGGGCCUGCCCGGUCACGAGCUGUCCUGCAAGGCCAGGGAGGCGGCCUGUCACGCUCUGGAGAGUUAUGCAGAGAGGCUGCGGGGAGAGAGGGGGGAGCUGCAGUCUCAUUGCUACAGGGCUGUGCUGGAGACCCUGGUCAGGAGGGCUCAGCCCAGCCUGAAGAGAGCAGGCAUCCAGACCAUCAAGAAGGCUCACCUGCUCUCGUUCGCAGAGUACGCUCGGCUGGGGCUGCAGCGGUUGGAGCUCCCUACAGACUGGCCCCUGGACUGGGUCCCCUCUCUGGAGGCCCUGCUGGCUCAGCAGGGGAGGGUGGUGGCUUACUUCUGCCUGGUCCUGCUGCUGGCCCCGGCUGUGGAGAGCUUAGUGCUGCUGGACAGAAUGCUGUACCUGAGUCAGGAGGGACUGGAUUGCGAGCUGCUCCCCCUCUUCUCUCCCACCCUCUCUCCCCGGAAUCUGGUCCUGGUCGCAGUCAAAACGCAGCAGACAAACGGGGCGAGCCGCACAGCACUCGGGCGUCCCAGCUCAUUACCGGGGUCCGGAUCUGGGUCACCCCGGUGAAUCUGGGAACGCGGCUAUGCAAGAUCAAAGCUGGGGGUGUCGGCCGGUACCCCUCCGAACUCCAGGCACUGAAUUUUAACCCUUUGUGGAGCUGAAAUUAGGGAUCAUCUGUAAUUUGUUAAAACACUGAAUUCAGAAAUGCUUGAAAGAGAAACUUAAUACAUUCGUCAUUUCAUUUAUUAAGUUUUGUUGGUAGCAUUUCUAAAUGAGUUUUUUAUUUAUUUUAUAUUCAGGUUUUUUAAAAGUUUUAUUUUAAAUUUUUUUUAGUAUGAAAGUUUUAGAUUUUUUUUUUCGUGUGCCCAUGUGGCGGAACCCCUCCAGAUAUGUCAUUGAUAUUUUUUAUAUACCUGCCUGCAUGAAAACACCUCAGGGUGUGAGAAUUUCAAUCUCCGCUCAGUAAUCAGGGAUAUAGAAACACACUCGUGUGUGAAAAUGUCAGACCGCCCUGUGCUUUAAUCAGGCGUCUUAAACCACUUCUAAAAAGUCUCCUGCGUUUUACCGUGUGUGGCUCUGUGUUCCUUUUCUCUUCACUGUUUUAAAUGAAUUGCAUGGGUGGCCUGUUAAAGGCAUCAAUUCGAUUAGACCAUCGCUACUAAUUUGCCUAUAGUGACGAUUUUCCCAGAUUUUCAAUCUCAGCGGUUUGAUUUCAAACGCACAGCAAAUCAGAACUACAGAAGCAAUGGGGUGAUCUGAUACAU